GAAGCCUUUGCAGCUUCGAGCGGCAGAGGUAGAUCCAUAGAGAAUCUUCAAGGAUACCAAGCCAACAACACAUUCGCCAUUCAGAGAUAACCGACCGCUGAACUUCCCGAAAAAUCAAGCAUUCAGGCGCUAAAAGUCACCACCACAACUACGAACAAAGCUCAAUCACAAUGUCAGACCGACGGGGUAGAAGGCACAGUCGAUACGACGACGGCUACUACGAGCGGGCACCCCGCCAUCGCUCCCUAGGUCGUCAAGCCCUCGACAAGCUGGAGGAUGCGAUGGAGGGCCUAGGCCUCAACGACAGCCGAAGCAACCACUCCCCCUCCUCCUCCCGCGGAACAGGAAGACACCACUCCCGAGAUGACCGCGCCAUAGCGCACUACUACCCCCCAUCGUCGCACAACCACCGCCGCUACCACAGCACCUCCCCGCCGCGGCGUUCCCGUCGGCCCCGGCGAGAUGACAGCAGCCACCACCGUGACUCCUCGCGCAACCGCAGCCGCUGGGAGCGGGGUGCCAAAGCCGCCGCGGAGGCUGCUGCCGUGGAAGCGUUCCGGCUCCGCAAGGAACCUGGGCCGUGGAAGGGCGAAAAGGUGCAGCGAAUCGCUACUGCGGCGGUCAGCGCCGCCGUGGUUGGCGCUGCGACCGAGACGAGGAAGGAAGAGGGCAAAGGCGGGAAGCUGGGGACAUUAGGGUCGGCAAUGGCAGGGUUGGCUGUGAAUAGGCUUGUCAACGGGUCGAGGGAUGAAGUCAGGCACUGAUUCUCUUCCUGUGUUCAUUAGACUGGGUUAUUGCAGUGACAUGCAAUUGUUGGGCAUGGUAUAGGGUGGGCUUUAGGGAUGGAUCCACGACAUUAUGACUUGUAACAGUUCCAUAUUCUCUGCCUAUGGUACCCUUAUAGGAGCAUAUAUACUGUACUGAACUUCUGGCAUAUUUGGGCUUAUCAUACACAGCAGGACCGGUGAGCGGCGUGCAACAACUAGUGUACUCUCGUGCGGAUGUGUGAGAUUUCAGACACAUCCCAGGUAUCAUCCGUAGAAUCAGUGAGCCUAUGCUUCUCAUUGACCUAUCA
Chaetomium strumarium is the source of this 1075-nucleotide messenger RNA. RefSeq lists its product as uncharacterized. The transcript has 2 exons. Bases 171 to 764 code for a protein of 197 amino acids. Lineage: Eukaryota; Fungi; Ascomycota; Sordariomycetes; Sordariales; Chaetomiaceae. The record is from RefSeq and is a predicted model, not a curated record.